This is a messenger RNA of Urocitellus parryii (Arctic ground squirrel), 548 nucleotides long. NCBI's taxonomy places the organism in Eukaryota, Metazoa, Chordata, Mammalia, Rodentia, Sciuridae. The record is from RefSeq and is a predicted model, not a curated record.
UUUGGGUUUUAAAGUCCCCACUCACCUGCCAAGUUCCAGAAUCUCCACAGAGCUGCAGGAUGCGGGUGGUGGCACCCAGAACGCUGCUCCURCUGCUCUCAGGGGCCCUGGCCCUGCCGGAGACCUCAGAGGGCUCCCACUCCCUGAUGUAUUUCCGCACCGCCAUGUCCGCGCCCGGCCGCGGGGAGCCCCGCUUCAUCUCCGUGGGCUACGUGGACGACACGCAGUUCGUGCGCUUCGACAGCGACGCCGCCACACCGAGGAUGGAGCCGCAGGUGCGAUGGAUAGAGCAGGAGGGGCCGGAGUAUUGGGAACGGGAGACACGGAUUGCCAAGGGCAACGCACAGUAUUACCGAGUGGGCUUGAACAACCUGCGCGGCUACUACAACCAGAGCGCGGGCGGCUCUCACACCUACCAGAGCACCUAUGGCUGCGAGGUGGGGACAGACGGGCGCCUAGUCCAAGGGUUCACUGAGUACGCCUACGACGGCGCGGAUUACCUCACCCUGAACAAAGACCUGCGCUCCUGGACCGCGGCGGACCUGGCG